CAACCGGCGGCCCCAGCCCGGGUCCGCGGACAGCCUCUGCGAUGAUGUUCCCGAGCCUCAUAGCUCCGCCGCCUGUCUACCCCAACCUGCUGCGGCCGACUCCCACCCUGACCUUGCCUCAGUCGCUGCAGUCGGCUUUUUCUAGCCACUCCAGCUUCCUGGUGGAAGAUCUGAUCCGGAUCAGCAGGCCCGCCAGCUACCUGCCCAGGACUGCCCCUCCGCCUAGCAUGUCCCCGCCGAGCUCGGCGGCCAGGACGGACGCGGGGACGCCGGAGCUCGCCAGCUCCACCCCCGCCGGCACUAGGAGGAUCUGUUCGCCGCAGACUUCCGUCUCUUCCAGCAGCGACUCCACUUUCCUCAAGUUUGGGGUCAACGCCAUCCUGUCCUCCACCCCCCGAGCCGAAACUUCCCCUGCGUUGCUUCAGAGCGUCCCUCCAAAGACUUUCUCCUUUCCAUACUUUGAAGGAUCCUUCCAGCCUUUUAUCAGAUCUUCCUAUUUUCCAGCCGCCUCCUCCGUGGUGCCCAUCCCUGGCACCUUCUCGUGGCCGCUGGCGGCCCGUGGCAAGCCCCGCCGUGGCAUGUUGCGUCGCGCCGUCUUCUCCGAUGUGCAGCGCAAGGCGCUGGAGAAGAUGUUCCAGAAGCAGAAGUACAUCAGCAAGCCCGACAGGAAAAAGCUGGCAGCCAAACUGGGCCUCAAAGACUCGCAGGUAAAGAUCUGGUUCCAGAACAGAAGGAUGAAGUGGAGGAACUCCAAAGAAAGAGAGCUCCUCUCUUCCGGUGGCUGCAGAGAACAAACCUUGCCCACCAAAUUCAACCCUCACCCAGACCUCAGUGACGUAGGCAAGAAGUGUUCAGGAGAGGAAGAGGAGGAAGUUCCUCCCAUGUGCCCACCCAGUCCCCGACAUCCCUUAACCUACCACCAGUCCCCAGAGCACCUACACUUGAGGGACAGACUGGAAUCCCAGAGGUCUCCCUCUCCAUCCCAUUCUAGCAGCCCCAGCAAACCUUCGGACUUCUCAGACUCAGAGGAAGAGGAUGAUGAUGGGGAAGAGGAAGAGGAGGAGAUAACAGUCUCUUAGAUCACCUGCCUGCCCCUACCAUCACAUAGGGACAUUGCAAAGAUGUAAAUAACACAAAGUGCUAUAAAUUGAAGAGGUGGUGUCCCUCCUGAAUGUCCACAUGGUCCUCCAGUGCUGGUUAUUUAUCACAUAGCCACAAGCCCUCCUACUCUUAGGUAUUCCGUAUUUGCCCAUGUGGUGGUUUUCAUAACCACAGCAUCUGUUAACCUUGUCAUAACUGUCUUUUCUUAGCAACCAAAAUUUGGUCAAUUAGCUACACACUCCUGAAAUAAAUCAACAGA
Molecule: messenger RNA, 1360 nt
Organism: Dromaius novaehollandiae (emu)
Lineage: Eukaryota; Metazoa; Chordata; Aves; Casuariiformes; Dromaiidae
Gene: DBX1
Product: developing brain homeobox 1
Exons: 4
Coding region: 42-1079 (345 amino acids)
Biological process (GO): cell differentiation in spinal cord; regulation of transcription by RNA polymerase II
Molecular function (GO): DNA-binding transcription factor activity, RNA polymerase II-specific; DNA binding
Source: RefSeq, a predicted model, not a curated record